AUGUACCAAAUGCAAAGUAUUUUGACAGCAUGUUUUGCUCCAGACACUAAACACGCAGACGACUGGUUCAAAAACCAAAGCACACAAGAACUUUUGAGUGAAGCACAGCGAGACCGACUUUUUUCUGAAAACAGUGAAGAACAGCGAGACCGACUUCCUUCGGGGUCGCCUAAAACUCAUGAAAACAGUGAAAUUUCUCUAGACCGACUUUUAUCGGCCUUGCAUAAAACACAUGAAAAUCGUAAAAAUUUGCCAAUAAAUUUAAGAGGUUGGUAUGUACAUAGACUUCUUGUAAAUGCAGUUGCAAUGUGGGCUUCUCCUCGUUAUGCAUGGCAUGUUUACAUGAUGUUAGAUGAACUAUAA
Messenger RNA from Trichomonas vaginalis G3, 363 nucleotides. RefSeq names its product KilA, N-terminal/APSES-type HTH, DNA-binding family. The coding region runs from base 1 to 363 and encodes 120 amino acids. NCBI's taxonomy places the organism in Eukaryota, Parabasalia, Trichomonadida, Trichomonadidae. The transcript has a single exon. The record is from RefSeq and is a predicted model, not a curated record.